AUGCUUGACGAGGAAGGCUGGCCUCUCGGACUGGGCGCCCUGAAUGUACGAGCCCUAGUGCUCAGAGGUGUCGAUCUGUCUGGCUCAGCGUCGUCCUUCAGCACGGCCUUCACCUCCUCUAACUGCGGUUCGUCCUUGCCUUCGACUGAAUUCGACACAGAGUCGGCCUGGUCCUUGGCGCCCGGCGGCGGCAGCGGCAGCAUGACGCUGGCGAGUCUGAUCGGCCUCGUGGACGCCAUGGAGAGCCGGCGCCGCCCGAGCGCGAGGGCGAGCAGGAGCGGGAAGCUCAAGGCGCUGCUGCUCUCGCUCUGCCUCCAGAGCCACCUGGAGAAUGGCAGCGCGGCGCCGUCGCUCGGCCACUUCCUCGAGAUGGAGAGGAGAGACAGUGGUGGUAACAGACAAGUCCACGGGCUCUGA
Molecule: messenger RNA, 417 nt
Organism: Phragmites australis (common reed)
Lineage: Eukaryota; Viridiplantae; Streptophyta; Magnoliopsida; Poales; Poaceae
Exons: 3
Coding region: 1-417 (138 amino acids)
Source: RefSeq, a predicted model, not a curated record